Messenger RNA from Trichophyton rubrum CBS 118892, 756 nucleotides. RefSeq lists its product as uncharacterized. NCBI's taxonomy places the organism in Eukaryota, Fungi, Ascomycota, Eurotiomycetes, Onygenales, Arthrodermataceae. The transcript has a single exon. The record is from RefSeq and is a predicted model, not a curated record. Bases 1 to 756 code for a protein of 251 amino acids.
AUGACCGGCCCGAAAACUCCAGUUCCGGGCAGAUUUGCACAAGAUCAAAAUAAUGACUCCAGACACCCCAGCGGGAGACAAGCUAUGCAACCAAAUGGUCCACCAUUCCCACAUUCCAAUGACCAAGGACGACCAAAACAUGAUCCUGCCCCAAAUAAUGAUGGAAAUAAGGCCUCCGGCGCGCAGAGCAGUGAAGACAAGGCAUCAGAAGACCAUGUAGUUGGAUUUUUCUCUGCUCGGGCUGCAGAAGCUCUAAUAAACGAUCCCCAUACUGCUGUAAAAUCAGCACCAGUAUUUGACCCCCAAUUUGACAGCCCAUCCAUACGCAAAACUGCCGGUAUUGAUCAUACUAGCUCUUCCCCUAUUGUCAGGAAAUCUCUUCAGGCCUUACAACAACAGGCUGGCAAGGUGCCCUUACCAGGCGCCAAGGCAAAUGCGCCGACACCUAACAGUGGUCAUGGACCAAUAGGGAGGCCGCCUAUGACUUCAUCAUAUCGACCACCAAUACGGCGAUCCAUGGGAGCAGUGAACAGUGGGAACGCUAGCACCGCUUCCAACAUGCCACCGCCAGUGAGAAAUCACAACAGCCCUAUCAAUGGUGGGCAGCAGCAAAACGAAUAUGGGAAAAGACUGCCGUUAGUCGAUACCACAAAUGUUCCGAACAACGAACGGACAAAGAAUCAGGCAGACGCCGCAAAACGAACGAGGGUUGAGGAUGCCAAUGCUCCAAAACAAAACCUUCAGGGUCAACAGUAG